This is a messenger RNA of Protopolystoma xenopodis, 576 nucleotides long. The record is from the annotation of a GenBank genome assembly. NCBI's taxonomy places the organism in Eukaryota, Metazoa, Platyhelminthes, Monogenea, Polystomatidea, Polystomatidae.
UUGUUAUUUUCUAUAGUGAACUCGAACCGGCAGUCUUAUAUAUCACCAGACAACCCUGAGGAUUUUGAGUCUCGUAAGGCCCAAAAAGAGGUAUAUGAGCAGGGUAUUGCCCUUUUCAAUCAGGGCCGUUCAGCAAAAUGCUUUGCCUUGUUGCAGCAUAAUGAUUUGCUUGGUGAAGGUCCUGAAGAGAUUGCAGCAUUCCUCCAUCGUGAAGACCGUCUUGAUCGAGCUCAUAUAGGCGAGUUUCUUGGAGAAAAUGAGGCCUUUCACUUGGAAGUGAUGUAUGCUUAUGUGGAUCAAUUCCGAUUUGAGAAUAUUGAGUUUGUCUCAGCUCUUCGAGAAUUUCUAUCUGGCUUUCGCUUACCUGGAGAGGCCCAGAAAAUUGAUCGCCUUAUGGAGAAGUUUGCUGCCCGCUACUGUGCUGCCAACCAGGGAAAUAGCAUCUUUGCUUCCGCCGACGCCGCAUACGUAUUGGCAUUUUCCAUUAUAAUGCUCACCACAGAUCUGCAUAGUUCACAAAUUAAACAAACACAUCGAAUGUCUAAGGUGAAUCUUUGUUUCCGAUUUGAGUAUUAA